Ostertagia ostertagi is the source of this 762-nucleotide messenger RNA. NCBI's taxonomy places the organism in Eukaryota, Metazoa, Nematoda, Chromadorea, Rhabditida, Trichostrongylidae. The record is from the annotation of a GenBank genome assembly.
AUGGUUCUUGGAGCGCUACGAGAUCGAUCGACGACUUGGAGAAAAAAGCGGUUCUUAUUACCGGAUGCGACAGUGGGUUCGGCCGAGCUCUUGCCCUUCGUUGCGCUGAGAAAGCAAUGCCUGUGUUCGCAGAGUCCAUUCGAGGAACUUCGAGAGCUAUCGAAAAACUGCAGGACUCCUAUUGACGCAUUUCUUAUGGACGUCUCAAGUGAUCAAAGUGUAACAGAAGCCGAAAAAAUACCUAGAGUCCCGGACUGUCAAAUUCGGCGAAGGGGAAGAAUCAGUGACCAUAGUUUACACGGUCUGGUGAACAACGCUGGCAUACUGGGCAAAGAGUUCUUCGACGACUUUUUGACAGUAGACGACUACAAGGCGGUGGCUGAAGUGAACGCAUGGGGCGUGAUUCGAGUCACACAAGCGAAUGAAGCCCCUAGUGAAAAAAGUGAGAUAUUUAACCCUGAUUCUUGCAGAGGCCGUAUUGUGACAAUUACAAGUAUAUGUUCACGUAUUGGCAUUAUGGGCAUCGGACCGUACACUACGGCAAAAUUUGCCGUAACUGGAUACUGUGAUGUUAUCAGACAGGAGAUGCGGCUGUUCGGUGUUUCGGUGCACGUAAUAGAACCAGGAUUCUUCAAAACAACUCUCAUUAGUCCUGAAAACGUAGACAAGCAGCUUAUGUCUAUGUAUGAGAGUUGUCCAGAUGACGCGAAACGUGAGUAUGGCCACCAGUUUUUCAUGGAAAGUGAGUUGCUUGUCGUGGUU